Molecule: messenger RNA, 645 nt
Organism: Haemonchus placei
Lineage: Eukaryota; Metazoa; Nematoda; Chromadorea; Rhabditida; Trichostrongylidae
Source: the annotation of a GenBank genome assembly
UUUUUUUUCAGCAAUACAAAUGCAAUAUUCGAAAAUCGAACUUAUACUGCUGAACAGCCAGUACCUGAAGUCGGAUUUCUCAUAAUGAGCAAUAUAUCCAAAGAUGACGAAGGUUUGUAUUGGUGCCGCCAUGCAGUUUCUGGUGUCGCUGGUGAGCUAUUCUCGUUGAAAGUCGCUUAUGUGGACGAGAUACCAUCCGACAGAUAUAUAAAAGUUGUGCCAGAACAUCCACUUCUCGGUGAACAAGUAAUGCUGGUGUGUCCGUUGCCGAACGCAGUACCACAACCGUCCAUCAACUGGCUUUUGAAUGGUGAGCCAGUAGCACACACAUCAAUGGACGCUCAGACGUAUCCGAAUGGGACGUUGUUUAUUCGGCAUUUUUCGACUAUUCAUAAUGGUGUCUAUGAGUGUGUCGUAUGGAAUUUCGCUGCUCGAACUUCAAGCCGAGUUGUGAUCGAUUCGAAACAGACUGCCAAUCGAAACGAGUGUUAUCAGAUGAAAAUCUUUAUGAUCAUGAUUUCACCAACGCUCUCUCAAUACACCCCAACCGCACGAUGUUCAUUGUUGUUCCGUAGCAGUGUGUUAUGGUUUCUUGUGAGGAACAUCUUCCUAAUUACAGGUUUUCCUAAAACUCGCUCAUGGUAG